AUGCUAUUUCCUUAAUUAUUAUCUAAAUUGUAUAAUUAUCUCUUUUUCUCCUUUCUCCUAAUAAUUUAAGUUUGUCUUGUCUUUAUUCAUUUUUAUUGUUUCUUUUGUUCUGCUAAAUAUAGUCUUAAUUCUCAUUCCCAAAUUUACUAAUAUUAACAAUAAUAUUUUAAUAUCAGGCUAAGGUAAUCUCAUUAUUUGUGUAUCACUUUCUUUAUUCUAUUUGAAGAGAUACUCCAGUUUGUUUAUUUUAUUAAUAUAAAACACUUCUAGAUGUGCCACGAAUUUCUCUAAAUUAUGCUUUCAUCUGCUUAUGUAAAAUUCAUAUUCUACACGCAACUUGAAAUUUCAUACAUUCCUCUUUUGGUAAUUCCUUAAAUUGAAAUUAGUUUCUCUAAAAUCAAAAGAUUUUCCUUUUCCCAUAUUGAAAGACUUAAAAAUAAUAUUUUAAUUUAAUAAAUUUAACAAUUAUUUUAGAUGGAAACUAAUUCCUAAAAAGAAACAAAAAGACCAUAAUAAAUACUUAAAAUGGCAAAACUAAAUAAUAACUACAAAGAACCAGAAGACACAUAUGAACCAAAAAGAAGAGUCAAAUAUUAGAGUGCAUUUAAUUCAAUAGACAAAAAACCACAAUUAAAUGAGGAUUCGUCAACGUUUAAUGGAAUGGAAUACUUUGAAAGUCUGUAAAUGAAGAAAUCAAGUGAAAGGAAGGAAAAGACUCCUUAAAAAGUAGAAAGUGUGUCUUCGAUUUUGGCUUAAGCACCCUUAAGGGAACGGUUCUCUAAUCUUCAUUUGAUUAAUUCUAUCGAUAAAAUGCUUAUGCACAGUAAAUAUUCCAGUUUGUGUCACUUUUUCAAAGAAAUUGAUGAAAUGCUUUUAUUUCUCUAAAGCCAACAAAAACCGCCAUUCUUAAACACAAUUUAAGAAUUAUUGAGCCAAAAUUCUAAAAUUAAAGUCACUUAAUAGAUUAUACAAUAAAUAUUGGAAAUAUUUCCAAAUGCUUAUGAAGUUAAUUGGUCUUUAAAUGAAAAAUUAAUAAGAUUAGUUAGAAGUGAUUUGAUGAUAAAGACAAAUAUAAAAUCUCAUGUUUAGUUGGGAGAGCGUUUAAUUUAGUUUCAAUAAUUAAUGUUUGACUAUAUUUAAAAAAAUGGAGUUGAAAUUGGUUUAGCUAUUUUGCCUUAAAAUCCAUUUUAAUAAAUUCUACAGGAGAAACUGUAAAUCACAGAUACCUUAACAAAAUAAAUCUAACAAUAAAGUUCGAAACAUGAAAUUCAAAGUCAAGUUUCCAAAGAGCCUACAUAUUCUAAAGUCAGUUAAAAUUUAAUAGAGAAAUUGAAAUAAAAAAAGAAACUAGAAAUUGUUCAUACUGAUCUUUCAGCACCGAAAAAGUAAUUAAUUGCUCUCUCCACUUUAAUUCAUUAGUAUUUUCUGAUUAGAGAUGUGUCAAAUAUGUUCUUAACAAAUGUUCUGAAAUACAGUCUUAAUAGUUUAAAACAGUUUCUAUUAGAUGAAAAUUAAUUAAAAACUUAUAUUGAUUAAUUAAUAAAAUUAUGUCCACAUUGGAUUUAAGUAAUUGAAAAUCAGAAUGGCUCAAUUGUAAGGUUGAAUAAGGAAAUAGAUCUACCUUCUAUAAUCAGAUCUAUUGAAUAAAUGUGAAUAAAAGACUCUUUAAUUAAAGUUUGAAUUAUAAAAUUAAAGCAUUACUAUAU
Molecule: messenger RNA, 1706 nt
Organism: Paramecium tetraurelia
Lineage: Eukaryota; Ciliophora; Oligohymenophorea; Peniculida; Parameciidae
Exons: 2
Source: RefSeq, a predicted model, not a curated record